AUCCCGCGUGGCAGCGUGUUAAAGAGUUAAGACACGACGCAGCCGGGCAGACACUUCACUCCCGGCCCUCACACUCCACACACGCUGCUGCUGCCUGCCACUCUCCCUCUUCGCUGCUUUGCGCUCAUGGCGUACACACGGAUCUUGCUCCCGGCGCUCCUCUUCCUCCUCUGCAACAACUACUGGCAUUGCGGCCACGCGGCGCGGCCGGGGAAGCGCGCCGCGGAAUCCAACUCGCAGGUCAAGUUCGACUUCUCGCCCUUCCUGAUCGAGUACAAGAGUGGCGUCGUGAAGCGGCUCAUGGGCACCGACGUGGUGGCCGCGGCGGCCGACGCGCUCACGGGCGUCACCUCCAGGGACGUCACCAUCGACCCGGCGUCCGACGUCCGUGCCCGGAUCUACCUCCCGAGCUUCCGCGCCAGCACCAAGGUGCCCGUGGUCGUCUACUUCCAUGGCGGCGCGUUCGUCGUGGAGUCGGCGUUCAACCCCAUCUACCACGCCUACCUCAACACGCUCGCGGCCAAGGCAGGGGUGGUGGCCGUGUCCGUGAACUACCGCCUCGCGCCGGAGCACCCGCUGCCCGCGGCCUACGACGACUCGUGGGCGGCGCUCAAAUGGGUGCUCGCGCACGGGAACGGGAAUAACGGCACGGACGCGGACACGGACCAGUGGCUGUCCCAGUACGGCGACAUGUCCCGCCUCUUCCUGGCCGGCGACAGCGCGGGGGGCAACAUCGCGCACAACCUGGCAUUGCGCGCCGGGGAGGAAGGGCUGGGCGACGGCGCCGACGCGAAGAUCAAGGGCGUGGCGCUCCUGGACCCGUACUUCCAGGGCCGGAGCGCGGUGGGCGCCGACUCCAUGGACCCGGCCUACCUCCAGUCGGCGGCUCGCACCUGGAGCUUCAUCUGCGCGGGGAAGUACCCAAUCGACCACCCGUACGCGAACCCGCUGGCGCUGCCGGCGUCCUCCUGGCAGCACCUCGGCUGCUCCCGCGUGCUGGUCACCGUGUCCGGGCAGGACCGGCUCAGCCCGUGGCAGCGCGCCUACUACUCCACGCUCCGGAGCAGCGGCUGGCCUGGGCAGGCUGAGCUCUACGAGACCCCCGGCGAGGGCCACGUCUACUUCCUCACCAAGCUCAGCACGCCCCAGGCGCAGGCCGAGAUGGCCACCCUCGUCGCCUUCAUCAACCGCGACUAGCGACUGGCCCCCGCGCGACGACGGCCCGGCAGCAGCAGCCAGUAAUUGCAGCGCCUGCUGCUACUACUAGUAAACUACUCCGUAGUUGAGGAGGAAGGUUGUCUUGUUUUCACGUUCUUUUUGAGUCGAUUUCUUCUCUGUCGCUACGGUCUAGAGAACGAUAUACUCCUACGUUCCUAGGUUCCUCCCCAGCAACCGGCCGGACGGAGAGGGGGACCUCCGCGCUCCACCACCGAUCCAUCGCGUUUUUCAUUAACUACAGUGUACGUACGGUACGGCUGCCUCGCAACGUUAACGCAGCGGUUGGUCGUCGCGUGUAGUCACUACUGGUAAUUUCAGUACUAGUAGGGGUACCAUAUAUAUACGAUAGUAUAGUGUUUACCAACCAACUGCAGUGUGUAUUUUUGGUUGCCGCUAUGGUGAACGAACCGGCCGUGGUGAAUGAAGUGUGAUUUACGUAAUA
Messenger RNA from Brachypodium distachyon (stiff brome), 1660 nucleotides. Its product is annotated as probable carboxylesterase 2. NCBI's taxonomy places the organism in Eukaryota, Viridiplantae, Streptophyta, Magnoliopsida, Poales, Poaceae. Gene Ontology annotation, molecular function: hydrolase activity. Bases 127 to 1197 code for a protein of 356 amino acids. The transcript has a single exon. The record is from RefSeq and is a predicted model, not a curated record.